Molecule: messenger RNA, 845 nt
Organism: Panicum virgatum (switchgrass)
Lineage: Eukaryota; Viridiplantae; Streptophyta; Magnoliopsida; Poales; Poaceae
Product: lamin-like protein
Exons: 2
Coding region: 40-540 (166 amino acids)
Cellular component (GO): plasma membrane
Molecular function (GO): electron transfer activity
Source: RefSeq, a predicted model, not a curated record
CCGCCCCCUGUCCCGCUCUAUACAUCUCGUCCUCCAGAAAUGGCGACGUCGCCGCGCCUCCUCCUCGUGGUGCUGCUCCUCUUCGCGUCGGCGGCGGCCCCCACCGUCGCGGUAAGGUUAGUCGUCGGUGGCAGCAAGCGCUGGGCACCCAACGUCAACUACACCGACUGGGCGGACGGGCACGAGUUCCACGUCGGCGACUGGCUCGAAUUCGACUACGAGAAGGACAGGUACGACGUGGUGCAGGUGAACGAGACGGCGUACGCGACGUGCGACGGCAGCAGCCCGAUCCUCAGCUACAGCCGCGGCCGCAACUUCGUCUUCCGCCUCAACACCACGGGCCGGCUCUACUUCAUCUGCAGCCGCGGCUACUGCUGGAACGGCAUGAAGGUGUCCGUGCUCGUCCAGCCCGCGCCGCCGCCGCCGCCGCCGGCCAUGGCGCCGUCGUCCCGCGCAUCGCGCGCCCGCGCCGCGGCCGGGGUCUGGCGGUGGGCGGCUAUCACUGUCUUGGUGGGCGCGGCGGUGCCUUUACGGGUGUGAACGGCAAGGCGCAAGCACUGGGCGUUCUGCCUGCGCGGCGCCUUCCUGACUGCCAUGGUCUACAGAUGUUUGCCUACCGUGCUGCCCAUUUUUUGCAGCUUAACGUAGUCGUGUGUGGGAGAAAUAUCAAAUAAUCGAGAGAGAAAAAAAUGAGCCAUGGUGAACUGUCAAGGUGGUUUACACGAAUUUUGCAUGAUCUGAGCCUGCGCUGCCAGUAGCCACAUACGCAUACAGCACUGCAGCUUUGCAACACCCGGUUUGGCAGCACAUUACCUGGCAAGUGGCAACCAACCAUACACUGGACU